Diversispora eburnea is the source of this 336-nucleotide messenger RNA. The record is from the annotation of a GenBank genome assembly. Lineage: Eukaryota; Fungi; Glomeromycota; Glomeromycetes; Diversisporales; Diversisporaceae.
AUGAGAAAGGCCUUGACGGUGCGUGGACAAAUCGACUCUUUGCUAGCUGUAAAAGCUGAACGGGAUAGAAAGGAAGGUGAAAAUGGAACAUAUCAAUUUAGAUAUGAAUUCCUUUUGGCAAGAGAUGAUCAUUGUGAGAUUACAGUUCGAAGAACCUAUGAUAAGGAAAUCCUUCUAACGUUUGAUGUAUCAGGCAAAUAUUAUGGAAAGCAAUUGCGUAAACCUUAUGAAGAGGAGGAAGUUUCUUCUGGCGAUAAACGUUCCAGUGAGGUUUUAAAACCAGAUUCAAUUUCCUCUGUGCAGACCAAGAAGGUUAGUAUUGAAACUUGUAAAUAG